AUGGCAUCUGCACGACUAGACGGCAAGGUCGCCAUCGUCACCGGCGGCGCCUCUGGCUUCGGCAAAGGCAUUGCCGAAAAGUUCGUUCGUGAGGGCGCCAAGGUCAUCAUCGCGGACCUCUCCCAGACCAACGGCCACCCCGUCGCCGCCGAGCUCGGCUGCACCUUCGUCAAGACGGACGUGACGCGCCGCGCAGACUGGGAGGCCGUGCUGGCCGCCGCGCUCGCCACCUACGGCCAGCUCGAUAUUGUCAUCAACAACGCAGGCGCGACCUACACCAACAAGCCCGCCGAGCAGGUGACGGACGUCGACUUUGACCUGGUCAUGAAUGUCAACGUCAAGUCCAUCUACCUAUCGUCCUCGGUCAUCGUUGAGUAUUUGCUGCGCGAGAAGCGGCCCGGCUGCUUCAUCCAGAUCGCAUCGACGGCGGGCAUCCGGCCCCGGCCGGGGCUUACCUGGUACAACGCCUCGAAAGGCGCCGCCAUCGCGGCUACAAAAGCCCUGGCCGUCGAGUACGGCCCGAAGCAGAUUCGCUUCAAUGCCGUCUCGCCCGUCGUCGGGAGCACCGCCAUGACCCCUCUGUUCUUAGGUAAACCGGAUACUCCUGAGAAUCGCGCUGCUUUUGUGUCAACAAUCCCUUUGGGGCGGCCCUCUACACCUGCUGACGUCGCCAACACGUGCUGCUUUCUCGCCAGCGGUGAGGCCAACUUUCUGACUGGCAUCAACGUCGAGGUUGACGGAGGUCGCUGCGUUUAA
Cordyceps fumosorosea ARSEF 2679 is the source of this 756-nucleotide messenger RNA. RefSeq names its product oxidoreductase, short-chain dehydrogenase/reductase family. Lineage: Eukaryota; Fungi; Ascomycota; Sordariomycetes; Hypocreales; Cordycipitaceae. The transcript has 2 exons. The coding region runs from base 1 to 756 and encodes 251 amino acids. The record is from RefSeq and is a predicted model, not a curated record.